Molecule: messenger RNA, 1837 nt
Organism: Loxodonta africana (African savanna elephant)
Lineage: Eukaryota; Metazoa; Chordata; Mammalia; Proboscidea; Elephantidae
Gene: MIIP
Product: migration and invasion inhibitory protein
Exons: 8
Coding region: 181-1317 (378 amino acids)
Biological process (GO): negative regulation of cell migration; negative regulation of G2/M transition of mitotic cell cycle
Source: RefSeq, a predicted model, not a curated record
ACGCAUUGCAGCAGCGGCUGCCACGGCUGCGCAGUUUGGUGUUUCCGGGCGGUGAGUGAGGGAGCGGGCCUCGGCUGUGAGACCCACGUGGAAGAACUGGGCUUGGAACCCAGGCCUGAGGGCAUCUCUCAGCCCAGGAGCCAGUAAUACCUCUGUGAGAAGCUCGAUGAAACACCCAAGAUGAUGGAGACUGAGGACCUGGUGCAGCUGCGAAAGCUCAACUUGGAGCUGCUGAGGCAGCUGUGGGCCGGACAGGAUGCUGUGCGGCGGUCUGUGGCUGAGGCAGCCUCCAAGUCAAGCCGGGACUCCAGCAGCAGCCACGAUGCAGAGACACCAUCGUUACGGGAGAUGACCUCAAUGGCCUCGAGGGCCUCCUCCCCACCGAGCGCCCACCAAGAUGGCACCUGUGAUCUGGCUUGGCCUGGCAGGACAAGCUCCCUGGCAGUCUCUCUCCCACCCCACAAGUGCCAACGCCAGGAGUCCUUGGGCCCUCCAAGGCCCCGCUCAGCACCUUUGUUGGUCACCUUGGACUUGAAUGAUUCAGAGCUUUCAGCAGAGCUGGGCAGUCCAGGGCCUCGGGAGGCCCUAAGAUCCAUCCUGACUCCUCGACAAAGCAAGCCAUCCAAGCCCAGAGUGACCUUCAGCAAGGAGCCUGCAGUGCCCGAGUGGAACUGGCGCCUAAGGCCGUACCUGGGCUACGACUGGAUUGCAGGGUCUCUGGACAGCACCUCUCCUGUCACCGGCAAGUCCGAGGCCUUCUUCUCGGAGCUACAGAACUUCCGGGAAGCGAACAAGGAGGAGUGCAUCUCCAGCGACCCUGAACCCCAGUUCCUCCGCUUCUGUGAGAGCAGCGACGUGGAUGAAGACCAUGAAUGUGUGUACUGUUACCGUGUCAACCGGCGCCUGUUUCUGGUGCCCGCGGAUCCCGGCACCCCCUGCCGCCUGUGCAGGACACAGCGGGGCCAGCGGGGCCCUGAGACCCUGGCAGAGCCAGCGCAGGUCAGCAUUGCCUACUGGGCUGGGAUAUCAUCCCUCCCAAGCCAGAGAAAAGCUCAGCACCCAGGAACCUGGACCUCUGGUCCUGUGUCUCCUCCGAGGCCCAGCAUCAGAAGCUGUCUGCCACUAGCCCCACCCUCCUGGUAUGGUCUGGGCCUUGUCCCUAGCCCUGGGUGCCCUGGGGAGGGACAGGUACCUUGGAGCAGGGCUGGGAACCAUAGACUGCCCUUGGGGGAAGUGCUGAGGUGGGGAGUCCAGGGCCUGGAAGUGUUUCUCUGCAGGGCCCUACCCCUCCUGGGCCCAACCCAAGACAGUGCUUGAGGCAUCCCUCAAGGCUCCACCCAUUCCUUCUGGCUGUCCCACCCACCUCACCCUAUCCCAGGAAGGUGACCCUGACCCGGAUCCGGGGGGACAGAGGGGUGAGGCUGGCCCUGGGGAGACCUCUGAUGCUGCCCUUCCCAUUCACCAUCCAGGCACUGCCAACGCGGGCUCCACCCCCUACCCCGAUCUGGUUAGAACCCCAGGUCACCCGGCCCCGUACUCCAUGGCAGAAGCAGUGAGGACUGACCACUUGGAGGAGGCAUCCUCCUGGCAUCCCCCCAGCCUCUCCCUUCUGGGAAGGGGGAGCCAACGAGGGAAAAGCCUCUGCCCAGUCUUGGCUGGAAGUGGACUUGGGCCCCACCCUCCUUGGUCGGGUAGGGUGGGUGGACCCAGGCCUGUCUGCUUCCUGGGAAUGGGAAAGCUCAGGGGUAUGUGGGUGUGUGAGGGGAUUCUGUUAUAUGUUUGUAAAUAAAGUUCUGUAAAUAAAGUUCGGAGCUCUCUGCAGCUCCUCCUUCCUGCG